AUGAAUUACUUUCGGAGGUCUGCUAGAUCAUUUUCGGAUGGUCCGCCGCUCAUUUGUCAGGGGGUGAGGAUUUUCCCCAUUCCCAGACAACCAGCUGAGAAAGAUGGCAAACUGAUGGAUCCUCCUGUCCCAAAUGGAAAGCCCGACCAAAAGUUGCCAUCUCUUCCGACGACCAACAGAGGUCGCAGUGUCCCAAAGGCUCAAUUUGACCGUAAGCGCAUGCGUGCGCCCCCUACCGGGCCUUCAGUAACCGGUCUGGAUGACUCCGAGGAGUCUCUUCCACUCUUGGAUUGCAUCCCACCGUCCAACAAUAUAAAAAAGCCUGAGCAAAAGGAUUUCACAGGCACUUUGAUAUCACACACGAGGGUCAUCAAAGGGGAAAAGAUUCAAUAUGAAUCAUUUCUUUCCCAUGUGCCCCCUGCUGGAUUUUCACUUACAGGUGCUUCUGAAGUGUCUCUUCCACUCUUGGAUUGCUUUCCACCGUCCAACAAUAUAAGAAAGCCUGAGCAGAAGUUGAUAUCACACACAAAGGUCAACAGAGGUGAAAAGAUUCAACAUGAACCUUUUCUUACCCGUGUGCCCCCUGCUGGAUCUUCACCUAUAGGUGCCUCUAAAAUGUCUCUUCCACGCUUGAGUUGCUUCCCACCAUCCAACAAUAUAAGAAGAAAGCCAGAGCAAAAUUUGACAUCACAUAGGAUGGUAACCAAAGGGGAAAAGAUUCAACAUGAACCUUUUCUUACCCGUGUGCCCCCUGCUGGAUCUUCACUUAUAGGUGCCUCUAAAAUGUCUCUUCCACUUCUGGGAAAGUUCACGCCCUCCAGACCUUUGCAACCUCGUCCACCCAUGUCAAUGAAGAGGACUUUCAGUACUGAACAUUCAGGCAAACACCUCGAUCUCCUGGUAAAGAACAGCACUGGACUCCCCAGACUGAACCCAAAAUGGAGGAUCUGA
This is a messenger RNA of Paramisgurnus dabryanus, 951 nucleotides long. RefSeq lists its product as uncharacterized. The record is from RefSeq and is a predicted model, not a curated record. Lineage: Eukaryota; Metazoa; Chordata; Actinopteri; Cypriniformes; Cobitidae.